AUCCUUAACCCACUGAAGGAGGCCAGGGCUCGAACCCGUGUCCUCGUGGAUACUAUUCAGGUUCAUUACUGCGGGAACUCCUGGAAAUCUUUUUAAACAUACAGUUACUUGGGCCCUACCCCACGUCUUCUGUAUCAAUAUCUCAGGACAAAUCAGGCGCCUGUAUUUUUUCAGAGCUGCUGUCUAAAUUUGAUUUGCAGCCCAACCAGAGAACCACUAGCUCUGUAUUCAUGCUAGAGGCCUGAGUUACUAAUUAAAUUUUUGAUUGCCUAUUACCAAAUGCUAUUGCUUAAUUUGGAUUUAUGGUUUCAAGGCUGGUUUGACAUUGGCAGCUCCAACUUGUAUAGAUGAUAGUUCAUUGGAACUUGUGUCCACCAAUGUCCCGAAUGAAUCACAGAUGGAGUCACUCCAUAUAAGGUGUGGUGAAAAGUGAACUAUGAAUUGGUAUAAAUCCCCUGAAUUCAGAUGAACUGGUUGGAACAAAGGAUAAAUUAUCAACUGACUGAACUCUUGUCCUUUAGCCCUUUUAGCAGAGGGAGAGGUUGGUAAGAAUGUUGAAACUUGCUUCACCUUUAUACCCUUGAAUUCAGGGCACAACGUUCCGUGAUUCACUUGGGUCUGAUGAUUCAGCAGAAGUGCUGAGAGUCUCUGCCCAGAACUGGCAGCCACUUGGAGCAACUGCUUUCAAGGCAGUGGCAGUGACAGGAUUCCAAGAUUUUUUUGUGACUCAUCCAAGGCCCUUUGUGCAGACGUUGCAAGCAUUAAUGACAUUCUUUAUUACUUUUAUUGGUGAUUCCUGAUCAUGUCCGGAGCCAGUCGUCAGCUCGCCCUCUUCCUGUGUGUCUGCAGCGUGGCAGCCUUGGGGGUCCAGGCUGAAGAUGCCCAGUACGUGGCUGCUGUGUAUGAGCACCGGUCCAUCCUCAGCCUGGACCCGCUGUCCCUCAUCAGCCGCACACAGGCCUUGGAGCUCAUGAACCAGAACCUUGACAUCUAUGAACAGCAAGUGAUGAUCGCAGCUCAAAAGGGUGUACAGAUUAUAGUGUUUCCAGAAGAUGGCAUCCAUGGGUUCAACUUUACAAGAAUAUCCAUUUACCCAUUUCUGGACCUCAUGCCGUCUCCCCACUUGGACAAGUGGAACCCGUGCCUAGAACCCCAGCGAUUCAACGACACAGAGGUCCUCCAGCGCCUGAGUUGUAUGGCUAUCAAGGGACAAAUGUUCCUGGUGGCCAACCUUGGGACAAAGGAGCCUUGUCAUAGUAGUGACCCAGGGUGCCCAGAUGAUGGAAGAUACCAGUUUAACACGAAUGUCGUGUUCAGCAGUAAUGGAACCCUGGUCAGUCGCUACCGCAAACACAACCUCUACUUUGAGGCAGCAUUCGAUACCCCUCUGGAAGUGGAUCACAGCAUCUUUGACACCCCCUUUGCUGGCAAGUUUGGCACCUUCACUUGCUUUGAUAUAUUGUUCUUCGAGCCUGCUGUCAGCAUCCUCAGAGACCCUGAGGUGAAGCACAUCGUAUAUCCAACUGCCUGGAUGAACCAGCUUCCGCUCUUGGCAGCCAUUCAGAUUCAGAGAGGUUUUUCCAUUGCCUUUGGCAUCAACUUUCUGGCUGCAAACAUCCACCACCCAUCCCUGGGGAUGACCGGAAGUGGCAUUCACACUCCUCUGAAGUCCUUUUGGCACCACGACAUGGAAAGCCCUGAAGGUCGCCUCAUAAUUGCCCAAAUAGCCAAAAAUCCACCAGGUCUCAUUAGCACAGGGAACACCACAUCGAAGAUGGACAUAGCCCAUAGCAAGCUUUUAAAAAUCCUGGCAGGGGAUCUAUACUCUGAGAAGGACGCUGAGGACAUCCACUGUGAUGGAGCCCCUGAAGGGAACAUGAGCGCUCCCCCCACAUUUAACUCUGAAAUGAUGUAUGACAAUUUCACCCUGGUCCCUGUGUGGGGAAAGGAAGGCUACCUCCAAGUCUGUGCAGAUGGCCUUUGCUGUCAUUUACAUUACCUGAGGCCCACCCUGUCCAACGAGUUGUAUUCCCUGGGGGUCUUUGAUGGCCUUCACACCGUGCAUGGCACUUACUAUGUGCAAGCCUGUGCCCUGGUCAAGUGUGGGGGCCUUGGCUUUGACACCUGUGGGCAGGAGAUCACAGAGAGCACAGGGAUAUUUGAUUUUCACCUAUGGGGGAACUUCAGUACUUCCUAUAUCUUUCCAAUGCUUCUGACCUCAGGGAUGACCCUGGAGACCCCUGACCAGGUGGGCUGGGAGAAUGGUCACUAUUUCCUGAGGAAGAGUGGACUGUCCUCCGGCCUGGUGACAGCAGCUCUCUAUGGGCGGGUGUAUGAGAGGGACUAGGGAUGUUGGGGUGGGCUCAGGCUGACAUGUGGGCCCUGCACAGGCCAAAGCUCACAGCCCCGGGACCACCUUUCCCCCCGAGAACCCAUCCUGGGAGCUGUGGGGGAAGCCAGGGAGACUGAUUGCACUAGUGUCUCUUCUUCUUAAGUGCAAGUUAGUGAGAUGUUUUCUGGUAUUUUCUAAUCAUAUAUUUUUUCAAGCCACAUCUUUCUCCAGCAGAUCUUUCAGAACAGUUUUUGGGGUUUUUUUGUUUGUUUGUUUGUUUUUGGUCUUUUGUCUUUUUAGGGCCGCACUUGCAGCAUAUGGAGGUUCCCAGGCUAGGGGUCUAAUUGGAGCUGUUGCUGCUGGCCUACACCAGAGCCACAGCAGCGCCAGAUCUGAGCCGCGUCUGCAACCUACACCACAGCUCACAGCAACGCCGGAUCAUUAACCCACUGAGCAAGGGCAGGGACUGAACCCGCAACCUCAUGGUUCCUAGUCGGAUUCGUUAACCACUGUGCCACGACGGGAACUCCAGAACACAUUGUUUUAAGAGCACAAACAAAAGUAAAUGUAGUUUAUACAUGUCCACAAAAUAGCAGGUUAUGUGUUUCUUGUUUUUGUUGUUGAUCAGGUGACACCCAGGACAUAAAACUUCACAACCUCAGAUGUUUUCUAGGGUAAGAAACAAACUCAAAGCAAAAGCCAUACACGAUAUGGUUGCCACAGGGACUUUUCCAUUCCGUUUGGCCAGAAUUCAUGCACAUGGACGGAUGGUGCCAGUGCCACCAGCGGCAUCAGCACUGUGGAUCCCGAGGAGCUUUUAAAAAUAGAAGGGAAGGUUUUUCUCACAUCUGCCUCCCUGUCAGGAAUAGGAAUGUGUCAGGCAGGAUGCAGAAUGACUGGAAAGAAAAGGGUGCAGUGCCCCAGAGAGAGAGGAUGGAAGAAAGUGCAGACGAGAGGGCCGCAAAGGGAACAGAUGAGUAAUAGGAUUCCUGCGAAUAGCGAGUCUCAUCCAGGGAUUCCAGACACCUUAAUAAAUCACACUAGCUCUGGGCAAGGGCCUUCCAGCUGCCCCACUGCGCGGGAUGGAAUGAGGCUGUGGAUUCCUUCCCAGCCCGCCCGCUCUUUGCAACGGAUUGAAGAAUGGCUGUGGAGGUUGGUCCACGUUAGUCUUUCAUUUAUUCAGUCACUCAGCAGGUGUCCUUGGAGAGCCCACCAGGGACGGAGCAAGGACCUCCCAGAAUAUGAACUGCAGAUGCAGAAUCGGUUUUAGGCCACUGAUUUCUGUAUUGUUUGUAUCCAACCUUUCAAAAUCAUUUUGGCUCUAUGCAUGGUAACUGUUUCAGAUCAUUUUUAAAGUGGAAAAUCAUUUUUGAAGGAGAAUGGACAGUUAGCGUUCUGUGAUUUGUCUCUUCAAUGUGUGGCUAUUUAGUCUUAUCUCCUUUAUAAGUUAGGUUUUUAAAAACACUAUGUGCACAUAUCUAUACAAAAUGAAAAACGAACUUUCCCCAUCCCCCCACCUCCACUCCAGUGUGGCCUUCCAGAUCCUUUUCUGGCUUUUAGGAUAAUACAGAGCGUAAAUCCUAGAGUCAGACUGACCAGCUUUACUUUCUCGGCCUCCCUGUUCACUUUUCACUGCAUAGAUCUCGACUAUUUGACCUUGUUAUGCCUGGUUUUCUUACUCGUGGAAUGUGUGUUGAAUCAGAUGGUUGAAUUGUGGGAAAGAAGCAAAGACCCACUGACUCACUGCCCGCUUGGAAAAGCCUGGAAUGAGUCAAGCCUUCAGGGAAUUUGCAGGAACAGCUCAGAAUUCCUGAGGAAGCCCUGGAAGGUCCCCCUGGAAUAGGACGGGGACCUCUCCCUCCAGAUGCCGUGCUGACCGAGCUGGCUGAGCCACGGGCUCCGGAUGUGGCUGCCCUGCCCCACCCUCCCCAAUGCCGCGUCCUUGCCCUCAACCCCAGGGAGACAGAAAUUAUCUCAGAAAUGCAUAUUCUUCCUUCCUGCCAAGAUGAUUCAAGUCAGACAGACAGAGGACAGCCCUAAACCCAGACUUAGUGGAGCUGCUUCACCCAAUAAACAUUUAUGAAGCACCUGCUGGAUGCACAUUCUGCCUUUCUGAGCAGAGCACCGAGAACUUCCCCCCAAGUUACUUUCUGCUGACAAUUUACAAUGAACGGCUCAUGAAGUAGAAAUGAGGCGGACAAGAAAUGAUGAUUUUUACAAUAAAAAGAAGUAGUUGCCAGAUGGCAGAACAAAGUGGAGACCAGAGGGAAAUGAGUAAAAUAAAUCAUUUUCAGGAAAAAAAAA
Molecule: messenger RNA, 4636 nt
Organism: Sus scrofa (pig)
Lineage: Eukaryota; Metazoa; Chordata; Mammalia; Artiodactyla; Suidae
Gene: BTD
Product: biotinidase
Biological process (GO): biotin metabolic process
Molecular function (GO): hydrolase activity, acting on carbon-nitrogen (but not peptide) bonds, in linear amides
Source: RefSeq, a predicted model, not a curated record